AUGCCCCAGUCGCUCUUCCCUCAACAGCCGCAACACGGACAGCAACCUCACCCGCAUAACCUCGGUCUCCUCCAAAACAAUCAGGGCGCGAACCCUGGCCUUGGUAUCAUGCCUGGCCAGCCUGGUCCCUCUAAUCCGAACUAUCCCAUGGUCAUGCAGCAAGGCAACCCCCCGCGACAGCCCAUGUUCAUGAGGGCGCAACCUAAUGGUUCAGGUCUGCAUCCCGGUGGUGGUGGUGGACCCCCUCACAUGGCUGGCCUCGCGCCUGCCCAGAUGCAAAAUAUGCAGGGCAUGGGUAGUAACAUGGGUGGAUACCCUGGUGGAGGUAUGGUUCCCCAGCAGACCGUCCGUCGCGUCCAGUCGCAGCCGUUAGCUCAGGGGGGUGCACAUAUCGGCGCGAUGCAGCCGGGCAUGAUCGGUGGCGGUAUGGGUGGUAUGAACGGCUCUCAGCAAAUGGGCGGGAUUACUCGCAUGACGAAUCAUAACCUCCAGAUGCGGCCGCAGCCUUCGUCGCACCCCCAAGGAGGCUCGAUGUCCCCAGAAAUGAGUCUCCCGAUGGUUCGACCCGCGUCUAUGAAUGGGGCGCCGUCGCUUCAGGUCCACACGCGGGCUAGCUCGGGGUCGCAAAUGAUGCCCACCCUUACGCAGCCGGUCAACCUCGCUCAAGGGCACGCGAUGCAACACUUCGGGAACCCGAUGUCGCUCCCUCAUCAACACCAGCAGUCGCAGAUGGUUUCGUCGACGCACGUAGGCCCGUCGGGUCAGCAGCCGCCAAACAUGGGUCCCCAAACGGGCGGGAACCGUAUGGUGACGCCCGACAACACCAUGUUCAUGUCCUGGAACCAGAACCCACCGACCCAGUCAACGCUUUCUCACGGCGUCCAGCGGAUGCCAAUGGAGGGCAUCAACAACGGCCAAUUCAGUAUCGCACACUCGCCGUCGCCUAUGAACGCGGGGGGCGAUAUGUCUCAACCUAGAAACCCGCCAAUGAACCCGUCGGGCGUGAUGACCCCCGCCCAGGCGCUUGGCCAGAUGAACCACGGCGGAGAGAGCUUCCCAACGGGUUCGUACGGUAUGGCUCAGCCUACGGUAUCUGCGCCACCCCGACCACCCUCGCAUAACGGUCCACACAAUGGAUUCCCGAUGCCUCCGAACACUUCACAACCUACCCAACGAUCGCCCCGCCAACCCGAUCACCUCUCCAACCCGAUGCAUCCUGGUGGAACAGUAAUGCAGCGACCUCAGUCUCAGCCUCAGGUCUCACACCGUCAGUCUCCUAUCCCUCCUAAUCCCGUUCGCACACCUCGCAGCUCGCAGCCCUCCUUGCCCAUGAAUACAGGCGGUAUGCCACCACCACAACGCGUUCCUACAGCCGCGGGUCACAGUCCACAAGGCCCUCCGCACCAGUCCGCCCAGCCACCGGCUAGCGCACCUCCAUCCACGCACCCCGCACAGGUAGAAUCGCGGCCACCAAGCGCGACAGCUGCACGGCCAGGAGCGCGCACUCCGGCACCGCCGACGAAUACGGCGCCUGCGGCAGGACAGCAGUCGAACGCAGCAGCGGAUGCUAAUCAGCCGCAGCGAGUCAGUGUGCCACCAUCGACGCCUUCAGCGGGGCCAUCAGCACCUGUGUCUUCAGCUCCUGCUGUCGCUGCGUCGCGUCCUCCUAUAUACCCAAUAGGACUUGGACAGGGGAUCAACCUGCUCCUUCAGCUGAGUGGCGCGUUGGGUGUGGACAGUAAACAGCGUCUCAAUAUGUCAUACUGGACCACCGUCGUCUCGAAAUACUUCUCGGAGAAGGCUACCAUGAAGCUGACUCUUUGGAAGGACAACCAACAGGUGGAGGCGAAACCAUUCGAAAUCGGCUAUCCCAUCUUCCCACGGUUUUUCCUCGUCACAAGUCAAUCAGGAGUCAAAACUCAGACUCUCACCAUCGAUGGCGCUCGAGAGCGGCUCCUCCAUCCUAUGCAUGCGGUCAUCGAGUGCGCUACCGCGCAGUGGACGUUCCGCUACACGAACGGGUAUAGCAUCACCCUUCGCGGCCCCUUCACUGCGGAGAUCUCUGUGCUGUUGUUGAAUCCUAAUCAGCAAUCAUCCUCACAACAGCCUGUGCCUUCGUACGCGUUGAAGGUGGAACGCUUGCAGUUCGACGCGUUCUGGCACGAUAAGUACCUGGCCUUCGACGCCAUUCAGGGCACUCGAAUACCAGACUCGCCGCGGGUGGUGCCCAUGUCGCCUAAUGGCGCAGCGAAUGGGACAGCAGAGGACAUGAGUAGAGGGGACUCCAGCCAGUUCGAUGAGCCCCGGUACUUGAUCGAGAAUGGGGUCAUCCCUGCGGAACCCAUCAACGCGUUUGGGAUUCCUCAGGCGACAAUGCGAUGUCUAGAGCUGGCGGAAAGCGUUGCGCAAAUGUCUGAUCUCAUCCAGUUCUCUGUAACCAAGAAGAUGGGGCCUUGUGAUGCCUUGAGAGCGUUCGCGGAUAAAAUCCGCGAGGAACAAGCCGCGAAUCGUGGCAGCUAUAGCGGCAACGUGAUGGGUGGCUCGACGUACUCGGAACCGCCGAAUGGUAUACCGACGGCUGGACCAUCGACUUCCUUGGGACAUAUGGGAAGCGCGCCAGCUCCAUCGCAGCCAACAUCUAGUAGUGAUCAGCAGAAUGUCGGUCAACUCGAUGGAGCUGGGAGGUCCGCGAAGGCAACGCCACAGUCCGCACAGGCGUCGGGCUCUACACCAUCUGCGUCUACACCAGCUUCUGCACCGACGCCCGGCGGACCAACGACGCCGUCAAUGGCAAACGCUUCGCUGAAGCGCAAAGCACCGUCGAGCCAGCGGGCGGGCGACGACCCGCCCACGACCGCAAACUCGGAGCCGCAGCCGACAGCGAAGCGGGGGAGUCGAAAACGAACAAAGACACAAGGGUCAUAA
Molecule: messenger RNA, 2925 nt
Organism: Dichomitus squalens LYAD-421 SS1
Lineage: Eukaryota; Fungi; Basidiomycota; Agaricomycetes; Polyporales; Polyporaceae
Exons: 6
Coding region: 1-2925 (974 amino acids)
Biological process (GO): positive regulation of transcription by RNA polymerase II; negative regulation of transcription by RNA polymerase II
Cellular component (GO): nucleus; transcription regulator complex
Source: RefSeq, a predicted model, not a curated record